Messenger RNA from Trametes versicolor FP-101664 SS1, 453 nucleotides. RefSeq lists its product as uncharacterized. The record is from RefSeq and is a predicted model, not a curated record. Lineage: Eukaryota; Fungi; Basidiomycota; Agaricomycetes; Polyporales; Polyporaceae. The transcript has a single exon. Bases 1 to 453 code for a protein of 150 amino acids.
AUGCACGCAUGGCACGCUCGCUCGUUGAGUCGUCCUUUCUGUUACCGCGAGAUUGUGCUCACGGCCUCGACGCGCAAUCAGCGCUCGCACCGCGACUUUACCGCCGUCCACGUUAAUCUCGUGCUGUCGAUGUUCGGCGUCGGUAGCAGCACCCUCGAAGGCGAACACACCACGCGCUCUCUAGCUCCGAGCUGGACCUUACCCCCGAGCAUAACCGCACAGCAUCUUCGCGCUAUCGGAGGCCCGACGGACAAGUCUGUUCGGCGUAGACUUGCGAGCGACAUGAAGACGCGACACCCUUACCGGAUCAGCAUCAACCCGCGCAUCAUAAAGCUCUGGCCGCUCCCUCUACAUCGCGCUCGCAGACUCUACCUGGACACGACCGUCGAGCUCUUGGAGACUUGCGGGAUCAUGCUGCGACCUCGGUAUCUUCGCACAACCAACACCAGGUAG